Messenger RNA from Pistacia vera, 532 nucleotides. RefSeq lists its product as uncharacterized. The record is from RefSeq and is a predicted model, not a curated record. Bases 1 to 459 code for a protein of 152 amino acids. The transcript has 2 exons. Lineage: Eukaryota; Viridiplantae; Streptophyta; Magnoliopsida; Sapindales; Anacardiaceae.
AUGGCCUUGAAAUCAUUUCUCUUCGUUUCCCUCUUCGUUGCUGUAGCGUUAGCCCCUAUGGCUGAAGCCCAACUUGGGAUCAUAGGCGGCCUCCUCAAUUUGAUUCAUAUUCAAGGGACUGUCUAUUGCCCUGCCAAUGGCAAUAUUGGUGUCAAUGGCACAGCAACCCCAGUUUUCCAAAAUGCUGGGGUGCAAUUGAAAUGUGGAGGAAAUGUUGUUUCGACUGCAAAAACCAAUGGGGCGGGAAUAUUUUCCAUAGUGUUGGACCCUCUUCAAUAUUUGCUCUCUACACUAGUAGCCAACUGCAGCCUAGAGGUUAACACGCCUUUAGAAAGCUGUGGCGCGAAGCUUCCGGAAGUUGGGACGUUGCUGUCACCUUUACUGUCCAUUGGAAACACUCUUCUUGGCUUCCUCAACAUCGCAAACCUCGUUCCAGCAGGCUUCCAAUCUGUCCCCUGAACUUGAGGAUGAUCCUAAUCAACAUUUUAAUCACCACUUCUGCUUUAUAUGAGUAAGGUCGUUAUGCGAUCAA